Molecule: messenger RNA, 343 nt
Organism: Psammomys obesus (fat sand rat)
Lineage: Eukaryota; Metazoa; Chordata; Mammalia; Rodentia; Muridae
Gene: Vmo1
Product: vitelline membrane outer layer 1 homolog
Exons: 2
Coding region: 1-339 (112 amino acids)
Source: RefSeq, a predicted model, not a curated record
AUGGGGCGGCGGGCCGGAGCCGGGCUGCUGCUGCUGCUGCUGUGGGCCGCGCGCGGUGGGCAUGUGCUGACGUCUUAUGGGCAGCAAAGAUACACAUCGAUUGUCGACGUGGCCAACGGUGGUACCUGGGGUGACUGGGCCUGGCCGGAGAUGUGUCCUACCGGGUACUUUGCCAGCGGAUUCUCCAUCAAGGUGGAGCCCCCUCAAGGCUUCCCCGGAGACGACACGGCUCUGAACGGGAUCCGGCUGCACUGCACGCGAGGGAACCCGCAGCAGAACACUCACGUCGUGGAGUCCCAGUCUGGAAGGUGGGACUUAGCCCCCCCAAAGGCGGGAUAGCGCA